UCAUUUCCCUACCUUCCUUGAACCAGUCUCGGUCCACGCCUGCUCUUCUCCUCCGCUUCCUGCCUCUGUGUUCUUAUAAUCUCUGCUCUUAUCAUUUCCACCAUUGCUUGCUCAUUCGUGCAGAUAAAGAAUAAUGGGGCAGAUAGAAUUGGUUGCGGCGUUGCUAGUUGCCCUGGGAGUACUCCUCCUUGGCUUUGUUGCUCUGAUUCUGUGGCGUUUAAAUUGCUGUAGACAACGAAAAGAAACAACGACUCCGAGGAGGGUGAAUAUUAGGAGCAACCAGAGCUUGGAAGCCGGAAUUGCCAAGCUUCAUAAUAACCAGCAACAGGGUCUGCAGCAGCAUCAUCAGUUUGAUCAUGUGUCAAGUAAGAAAACGGCUAACAACUAUUACAUGUAUGGUCGUGGGGUUUCAGGAAAAUCAUCCCCACUUUUUAGCUGGUCGGAUCAUCCCUCCUCCGUCACCGACGCCGUCGAAAACGGGUGGUCUCGGUUCGCUUUUGCGACGGCUUACACGUCUUCGCCGUCGACGCGAUCAAGGCGGCUGUUAGGGUUGUGCGCGGUUGGAGAGCAUAGGGUGAGGGAGACGGAGCCGGAGAUUAGUUGGGAAGUUUGUCAAGCUUCGGCGGAUUUCAUGCAGAAGAUCAGAUUAAACUCCGGCUUGAAAAAAGCGUUGAAUUCAGGGAACACAACCGCAGCGGCUGCGUCUGUAAUCAGGACUGCUCUUCCUUUGCCGGGGCCUCCUUUAGGGAACAAUUCAUUUCCCCAAGAGGCCUAUUUCGAGAUCACAGUUUUGUUUUCUCUUGGAGAUGAAGUGAAUAGUGAGAGUGAGAAGACCAAGGUCAUUAAGGACAAGUUCAUUGAGAUGUCCAGUUCAGAAUCUUUAGUACAUGUCACUAGUAGCGGGCAGAGAAAUAAUAAAAUUGAGGAACUGAAGCUUGCUGUUAUAGAUGAACACGAUCAAAGAAAAGAAGAAGCUGUGUUACUGUCGUUAGGACUCACUACUGGUGGCCCUCUUCCGGUGAAACUUCCGGGCAGCUAUGCGGGAAGUAUCGGAUUCGGAUCCAACGGCUCUGUCCAUCUUGAUGGGAUUAAACUCGCAUUUGAAUCGGAGAAAGCCGCAUGGGGAAGAACAGACCAUGUAAUCGGUUGUGGGUUUGAUCCAAGGCAAAAGAAGGUUUAUUUCACUGUGGACUCGGAGCUAGUUCAUGUGGUGCAUUGCAAGUCGGAGGAGUUUGGGACUCCUCUGUACCCGACUCUUGCAGCAAACACAGACAUUGAGGUGUUGGUGAAUUUUGGACAAAGUGUCUUCAAAUAUGCACCAGCAAAUGCGCACAGGACCCCCAAUCCAUGCUUUGUUAGUCCUAUAGGAAAUGCCAACUCUCAUGCGUUUAAUGAAGAUAGCAAAGAGCUUUUCUCAAUGGGAAGGAUCGAUUCUCAGUGGCUUAAUCGGAGUACGACCAGAGGCAGCCAAUAUCCCAGCACUGCAAACAGGGUAUUGGAAUAUGAUGAAGAGUCUAAUGAUUUGUUUGAGAUUGUAUUGGAUAGUAAUGGAAGAUCCCCCAACACCGUAUUAUAGAACACAAGAGUAGUGUUGUACAAUCGGCUGCGUUGUUGUUUAAUAUGAGUGAGAUGGAUUGGCUGUCAGUGUGUAGCUUUAGCCUCUGGUCGCUGCUCAUCAUGAGAAUAUACAGAUAGAAACAAGUUCAUACA
Molecule: messenger RNA, 1710 nt
Organism: Argentina anserina (silverweed cinquefoil)
Lineage: Eukaryota; Viridiplantae; Streptophyta; Magnoliopsida; Rosales; Rosaceae
Exons: 2
Coding region: 134-1576 (480 amino acids)
Source: RefSeq, a predicted model, not a curated record